Messenger RNA from Neodiprion virginianus, 896 nucleotides. RefSeq lists its product as uncharacterized. Bases 51 to 347 code for a protein of 98 amino acids. The record is from RefSeq and is a predicted model, not a curated record. The transcript is spliced from 4 exons. NCBI's taxonomy places the organism in Eukaryota, Metazoa, Arthropoda, Insecta, Hymenoptera, Diprionidae.
AAACAAAUCUCUUUAUCUGCGUGUGUGUGGGUGCAUAACAAAAGACAAAAAUGAAUUCGUCAGGUCCUCCUGUGAAAUGUGGAUACUGUAGCUGGCUAAUACAAGGUUGUCCAAAUAUCCUACAACACAAAUGCUUGGAGCAUUAUGACGAGCACGUAGAGUGCCUGAAAGUUGAUGAAAAUAUUGUUACUUUGGUACCAAGACCAGGCGUUACGGAAUCUCCAAGUACCGAAGAGGUCGAUGAUGAGAAUGUACUGUGCGACGAGUUUCUCAUUGAAGCUGUUUCCAAAAGAGUCUUUUCAAAUCAGCAACACCUUGGGAGGUUGGUGCGAAUAGUAAUGUUCUGACGAUCAAAGCUAGUUAGGUUAGGCUAGCUAGUUGGCUAUCUUCAAGUAGUCAAUAAGUCCAUAUUCUAUCAAAUGUUACAGGCAUAACUACAGAUGAUGCGAAAAAAAGAUGGCAAUAUGUACGAGAUUGUGAAAUGAAGGAAAAAACGAAGCAGCAGACAUACACACCUAGCGGGUCUGCAGCUGGCGCAUUAAAAAAACCGUCAUUCCGACAUUAUGACCUAUAUAAUGAAGUUUGUGGGCGACUCGUUACCGAAUACAUAAAUUUUUUGAAAUCUUGUGUUAAAAUUUUUUUCGGCUGGAACUCGGAGAAUCGUCGUCAAUGAGCCUUUUUCUUGAAGUACGAAAAAUUACUCACUAGCAGCGCUAGUAGUUCGGUAGGGACAAACACUGUCUAACCCCCAUAUAAACACAGUAAAAUGCACUAAAAAAAAAUGUUUUUAACAGAAGACGACGUUCCUGGAGCAAAACUAAAAUUUGCAACCGUAAAAGACAACAAUGUAGUAACACUAAAACGUUGGCUUGCGUGCCGUAAUUUAAAAGUUACCG